Molecule: messenger RNA, 1503 nt
Organism: Pochonia chlamydosporia 170
Lineage: Eukaryota; Fungi; Ascomycota; Sordariomycetes; Hypocreales; Clavicipitaceae
Product: DNA primase large subunit
Exons: 4
Coding region: 1-1503 (500 amino acids)
Biological process (GO): DNA replication, synthesis of primer
Cellular component (GO): alpha DNA polymerase:primase complex
Source: RefSeq, a predicted model, not a curated record
AUGCUGCGCCAGGAUUAUAACCGCAUCGAUCCGAAACGGCGAAAUGUGGUGGACCACAGGAAGAAGCAAUUCGCGACUCCCCAGUACAAGGACGCAAGCUACCCUCACAGACUGAACUUUUAUACCGACGCGCCGACCGCAGACAUUACGCUUGAGCAGUUUGAACAAUGGGCAAUUGACCGCCUGCGAGUUCUCGGUGAACUGGAGGCAUGUUCCUUUAGAAACCGCACGCCCGCCGAGACAGCAUCGCACAUGAAGCCCAUUCUUGACAAGUAUAUCCCCCUCGACACAAAUACCUCUUCUGCCGCGAGACUCUUUAGCCAGAGGCAAAAGGACCACUACAGCCACUUCAUACUCAGGCUGGCGUUCUCCUCGACGGAGGACCUGCGCCGCAGAUUCACGCGUGUGGAAACGAUGCUUUUCCGCAUGCGUUUUAACAGCGAUGAUAUGUCUGAGCGGUCGGCGUUUGUGUCGAGUCUUGAUUUGGACUGGUGGGAGGCUGUGACGGACGAGGAGAAGAGGGAGUAUGCGGCGGACCUGGCUGCCAUGGUGGGGAGUAAGAAAUCCGGCGCCGAGGACGACAUGUGGUUCAAGGUGGAUUGGGAGAGGGUGCCGGAUUUAAUCGAGGGUAGGAGGGUGUUUUUGAAGCAGGGCAAGGCGUUUGUUCCUGGAAGGGAGCAGUCGAGUAUGGUUGUGGCAGAGUUUUCGUCGCGACUAGAGAAGCAACUCGAGCUGACUGCACGAGCUUUACCACGCCUCGAUGAAGACGACCGACUCACCCCCAUCCUCAACCACCUCUCCAAAAACUUCAUCACCCCCGACUCCGCAUACUCAUCCAACUCGUCCGCCCCGGCCGGCGCACAAAUCACCGCCUCCAACAUCGACAACCUCUCGCAGCACUUCCCAGCAUGCAUGUCCCACCUGCACCGCUCGCUCCGCCGCGACGCCCACCUCAAGCACUUCGGCCGCCUGCAGUACACGCUCUUCCUCAAGGGCAUAGGGCUCAACCUCGAAGAGUGCCUCAUGUUCUGGCGCAGCUCGUUCCACAAAAUCACAGACGACCAGUUCAACAAGGACUACCGGUACAAUGUGCGCCACGCGUACGGCGACGUGGGCGGCGACUCGAACAGACGCGGCGGCGGCUACAGCCCGUAUAGCUGUCAGAAGAUUCUGACGGAGCACCCGCCUGGCGCGGGGGACGCGCACGGCUGUCCGUACAGACACUUCAACAUGGAGAACCUGACGGCGCUGGUGCAGGCGAUGGGGGUGGCGGACAGGGCGGUCCUGCAGGGUGUGAAGGAGGAUAAGGAUAAUCAGAAGUAUCACAUGGCUUGUAAUCGGGUGUUUGAGCAUUUGCACAAGAUGGAGAUUAAGAAGGCGAGGGAUGAGAGUGUCUUGACGGCGAAUCAGUUGGAGACGAUUGUGCAUCCGAAUGAGUAUUUUAAGAGGAGUUAUUUGUUGAAGAAUUUGGGGAGGGAUGGGGAUGUGAAGAUGGAGGAGUAG